CUGCCAUGCGUACCCCAAUCAUUACCACAUCUUCAUUACUUCCUCUACCUUCUCUCCCCAAAAAAUUGUGACCGUUCCCUUCCUCCUCCACCACCAUUCUCCUUCUUCAUGAUUUCCUUCCAUCUUUCAUUUCCUGAGAUGCUUUAGGGUUUUAACUUUUUUAGGGUCUAUACAAGUUUUUGUCAUUGUAUCUUCCUUCAGGCACUUGGUACUGCUACUACUGAUUUGAAAAAGGGGGAAAGAAAAAACCAUGCGGGAAAGAAAGGAAGAAGAUAUCCUCCUCAAACUAAGAUCAAUUUUCAUUAGCAGUUAGCAAGAAUACUACCUGUACAGUUGUACUCACUUUUUUCUUCCUCUGCGCCUGACUGUCUAUAUAUAUUAUAUACAUACAUAUACUUGAUCAAAAGCAUUUUCAUUGAUUAAUCAGUACAGUACGUACUACGCAGUAGUAGUAGUUUGUUUGUGGACAGUAGAAUGGGAUCCGUAUCAGCAUCAUCAAAGUCUUUGACAUUCAGGGUGACUAGACAAAAGCCUGAGCUGGUCCGUCCGGCGAAAUCCACUCCUCGGGAAUGCAAGCUCCUCUCCGACAUCGACGAUCAAGAGGCUCUUCGGAUUCAAAUCCCUUUCAUCCAAUUUUACCGUAACCGCGAUGAUCCUGGCAUUAAUGAGAGCAGGAGGAGAUCAGACCCCGUGAAGGUGAUCAGGGAGGCUAUUGCAAAGGCUCUGGUGUUCUACUACCCGUUGGCAGCGCGUCUCAGAGAAGGCCCUGGAAGAAAGCUGAUGGUUGAGUGCACGGGAGAGGGUGUUCUUUUCAUUGAAGCCGAUGCAGACGUGACGCUGGAGCAGUUUGGGGAUGCAAUUCAGCCUCCAUUCCCAUGCCUGGAGGAGCUCCUCUAUGACGUUCCUCACUCUGGAGGAAUCCUUCACUGUCCUAUAGUGCUUAUACAGGUAACUCGUUUAAGAUGCGGCGGUUUCAUCUUCGCACUACGCAUGAAUCACACCAUUGCUGAUGGUGUUGGAAUCGCUCAAUUCAUGAAUGCUGUGGGAGAAAUCGCACGGGGAGCGUCCGCCCCAUCUAUACAGCCAGUAUGGCAGAGGGAGCUCCUGUAUGCUAGAGACCCGCCAAGGGUGACGUGCAGCCACCACGAAUACGACGAGGUAGUCGUCGAUACCAAGGGAACCAUCGUUCCCCUGGACGACAUGGUCCAUCGCUCUUUCUUCUUUGGUCCGGCAGAGAUCUCAGCGCUGAGAAAAUCCAUCCCUCUUGACCUCAGUCACAGGUGUUCGACGUUUGAUAUUCUGACAGCCUUCCUUUGGCGCUGCCAAACCAUCGCCCUCCAAUACGAUCCCAACGAGGAAGUCCGCGUGAUCUGCAUUGUUAAUGCCCGCUUCAAGUUCAAUCCUCCCUUGCCCCAAGGAUACUACGGCAAUGCCAUAGCAUAUCCAACAGCGCUGACGACUGCCGGAGAGCUAUGUGAGAAGCCUGUGGGAUAUGCGGUGGAGUUGGUGACCAAGGCCAAAAGUGUUGUGACUGAAGAUUACAUGAAAUCUGUGGCUGAUUUAAUGGUUAUCAAAGGGAGGCCUCGUGUCACUCUGGUGAGGACUUAUCUUGCGUCGGAUGUUACCCGGGCUGGGUUCAAUGAGGUGGACUUUGGUUGGGGGAAGCCGGUGUAUGGGGGGCCGGCCCAAGGUACUGUGGCCUGCUUUCACAUACCCUUCAAGAACAAGAAGGGGGAGACAGGAAGAGUAGUUCCUAUUUUUCUACCAGGUCUUGCAAUGGACAGAUUUGUGAACGAGCUGGAAAACUUCUUUUUGAGCCACAAUGUGAGGCCCCAUUUCCGCCGUGCCACAUCGAGACUUUGAGGAAUGAAAUAAUCAGUUUCAAGGGUAAAUUACGUGUAAUGUGACCUCCUUGUAGUUUUAUCAACUAUUAUCACAUGAUCCCCUAAAGUUUUAAAAUAUCCACUUCACCCCUUUAUACUUUUAUGUAAAGUGAAGGCUUGUGGAAAAUAGCUAUGUAAUGUUAUUAGUUGAAAUAUCAAUAGCGUCGUUACUUAAAGCUAUUGAUUACUGCUGCUGCUGCUGCUGCCUAGUUUAAUGUAGUAUUAUAUAAAAUAAUUUUGCUUAUCUUCACUGCUUUGUGCAUACUUGCUCGUGCAUAAUUUGUGCUAAUAUUAUUGGUUUUGAUGAUACAAAUUUCCUGCGGCCUUUUUCUCACAGAAUUUGUAAAAGCCUCCAAUUUUUUCCAGUUCCAAGUAAACCAAAUGUAAAUUUUCUCCAUUUUUCUUUAUGAGCAUGCCAAUACAUUUUUUUUGAUGAUUGGUCCAUGGUUGUUUGUGAAGCAAUGCUAAACUUUUUGUCAUUUCUAUGGGGGUGAUACAUCUUCUUGCAAUGAUGAUUGCCGUCACUGAAACACACCAAGGAAAGCAAUUAAGGAACAAGAAAGAAUGGCAAUGGCUUCUGCCAACUCCGACAGGGGAGGAUAGCUUUUGUGGAAGUUGCAGAAAGCCACCAACAAAGCCACUAAGACCUCGAGCAAGAUCAAGGGAAGAGCCAUCUUUUAUUUUAGUACAUGAUAUAGGUUAUCUAUACCCUCGUGCAAAGCACGAGCAGUACUUCAGUUUGUAACAGAAAAUUCAACACAGUAUCAAGGAAAGAGCCAAUCUUUUAGUUCGUAUCAACACAUUCUGUCUCAGUGACAGAGAAGCAGAGGAAGUCCCAUUGAUACUGUUUGGAUGAUCAGCUCGCAGGAUUCACUCAUAUGCAUGAGAUAUAUUCAUGUCAGAUACUAACAAGAACAGAGCAGAGGAAGAUACGAAUAACAUAUAUGUUGUGUAUAA
Coffea arabica (coffee) is the source of this 2840-nucleotide messenger RNA. RefSeq names its product benzyl alcohol O-benzoyltransferase-like. The record is from RefSeq and is a predicted model, not a curated record. Lineage: Eukaryota; Viridiplantae; Streptophyta; Magnoliopsida; Gentianales; Rubiaceae.